Puntigrus tetrazona (Sumatra barb) is the source of this 1381-nucleotide messenger RNA. Its product is annotated as PDZ and LIM domain protein 1-like. The transcript is spliced from 9 exons. Gene Ontology annotation, biological process: heart development; muscle structure development; actin cytoskeleton organization. The record is from RefSeq and is a predicted model, not a curated record. Gene Ontology annotation, molecular function: muscle alpha-actinin binding; actin binding. Bases 119 to 1057 code for a protein of 312 amino acids. Gene Ontology annotation, cellular component: Z disc; stress fiber; adherens junction. Lineage: Eukaryota; Metazoa; Chordata; Actinopteri; Cypriniformes; Cyprinidae.
GAAAGUCAAAGAAGUUUUUAAGGAGGAGCAGCAGAAACUUUACAGCAAGGUUUUAGUGGGCAGCAGCGAAGACCGCAGUCGCUCUUGAGGGGAUGCAGCGGUCUACUUCACUUUACACAUGCUGCUUGGUGCUGACGGUCCACCACCAUGGGGGUUUGGUAUCUGCGGAGGAAGAGACUUCGAGAAGACCCUGGCUGUCUCAAAGGUUUAUGAAGAUAGCCGGGCAGGUGUUGCUGGACUGCAGGUGGGAGACAUCAUUUUGGAGAUUAAUGGUCAGGAUACUGGAGCCAUGUUGAAUAUGGAGGCUCGGAGUAAAAUUAAGACCUCUAAACAUCAGCUGUUGCUUCUAAUUGAAAGACCUGCAAAAACAGACGUCAUACAGCAACACCGUGUUCAAAGACUUCCUGUUAAUUCGGAGCCCUCGGUCCGGCCAAAGCAAACCCGUGAGUCCGGACAGGGCCAGUCCGAGAGGUCAGUGCACCAGAACCACACUGAGAAGAUUUCAACAACAUCACACAUGUUUCUCAUUGUUCAUGUGUUCAGCAGCUCUCACAGCUUCAGAGCCCCACAGGAGAGAAACAGGCCAGAGCAGCUGAAGCAACACAAUAAGGAGUCCACCGCAGGAUGUAACUCUGAAUCUGAUUGUAUCCAAACAGUCUCAUGUGAAUCACAGACUACCACGAAAAAGGUGAGUUUUAAUUAUCCAGUGUGGAGCUACGGCCCAGUCGAUCCUGAAGAUCUGAUGAGAAUCAAGAGAAGGCAAGUUCAACCUCAGCAGCCCAGACAGUCCAACACUUUCAGAAUACUACAGGAGGGACUAGCACGAACAUCGCUGCCACCUGGAGCGGUCCAGCGGAGUCAAAGGUUUCGUUCUUGUGAGAGAUGCGGUUACAUCAUUGUGACUCAGGUGGUGAAGAUCAGAGAGAGACGCUACAGACACGUGGAGUGCUAUACCUGCAGGGACUGUGGCUUUAGUCUCAUGGAGCGAGGACAUUUCUGUGUGGAUGACGAGCUGUACUGUGGGAAAUGCCAGACAGCCAAAAGGGAAAAUAAAUAAAAUCAUAUGUUUCUAGACAUUUAGGAAACAUGUCAUGUUAGUGUGCCGAUUCCUGGACAGAAUUGCGGUACCCUUUUCAACCGUUAGCUGGUGACAUUACAUAAUGCACUAUUCAUGUGUAUUAAACACUCACAGCUUCAUGUUAUGUUUACUUAGUUUAUCUGAAAAAUAAUGCUAUAGCAAGUGUUGGAGUUGUGUACGUGUCCAUCGGGUGCCAGGCUUUGUCAGCCUGGUGAGAACGGAAUGUUAGAGUUGAAUGUUGACAGUUAUGCACCUGUGGCCCUUUUAGUUUCACUUGGAUUCUUGGUCAUAACAUGGCCUCCG